This is a messenger RNA of Procambarus clarkii (red swamp crayfish), 699 nucleotides long. NCBI's taxonomy places the organism in Eukaryota, Metazoa, Arthropoda, Malacostraca, Decapoda, Cambaridae. The record is from RefSeq and is a predicted model, not a curated record.
AGUAACAACAAUAACAACAACAAAAACAACAGCAGCAACAGUAACAACAAAAAUAUCAACAGCAGCAACAGUAGCAACAGCAACAACAGUAAUAACACCAACAACAUGAACAACAACACCAACAACAGUAACAACAGCAACAGUAACAGCAGUAACACCAACAACAGUAACAACAGCAGCAGUAACAGCAACAGUAACAACAACAGUAACAGCAACAGUAACAACAGCAGCACCAGUAACAACAACAACAGCAGCAACAGUAACAGUAAACAGUAGCAACAGUAACAACAGCAACCAGUAACACAAGCAACAGUAACAAACAACAGUAACAACAGCAGCAACAGUAACAACAGCAGCACCAGCAACAGUAACAACAGCAGCAUCAUCAACAAUAACAACAGCAGUACCAGCAACAGUAACAACAACAACAACAACAGUAACAACAGAAGCAAUAGUAACAACAACAGUAACAACAGCAGCAAUAGUAACAACAGCAACCACAGUAACAACAGCAGCAACAGUAACAACAGCAGUAACAGUAACAACAGCAGUAACAGUAACAACAGCAGCAACAGUAACAACAGCAACAAUAGUAACAGUAUCAACAGCAGCAAGAGCAACAGUAAAAACAGAAGCAACAAUAACGAGCAGCAGCAACAUUACCAACACCAGCACUUGCAACAACAGCAAUACCUGUAA